GAAACGCCUUGCAGUGCACUGCCGUGAGUAGGUUGAAGAGACAGUAAAUAACCUCUCUGCUUGCAAGCUCUACCAGAUAGACGCAUAUUUUAAUUGUGUACAUUUGUAUCUCUAAGAAAAUAUACAAAAUGGACAACUCUGGAAAAGAGAAGGAAGCCAUCCAACUUAUGGCAGAAGCAGAGAAGAAAGUUAAAUCCUCACAUUCAUUUUUGGGAGGUUUGUUUGGGGGAAACUCAAAAGUGGAAGAAGCAUGUGAGAUGUACGCGAGGGCAGCAAAUAUGUUUAAGAUGGCCAAGAAUUGGAAUGCUGCAGGAAGUGCCUUCUGCCAGGCUGCCAAGCUCCACAUGCAGCUUCAGAGCAAGCAUGAUUCUGCCACCAGCUUUGUAGACGCGGGGAAUGCUUACAAGAAGGCAGAUCCACAGGAGGCUAUCAACUGCUUAAAUGCAGCCAUCGAUAUAUACACUGAUAUGGGAAGGUUCACUAUUGCGGCUAAACACCACAUCACAAUCGCAGAAAUUUAUGAAUCUGAAAUGGUAGAUAUCGAAAAGGCAAUUGCACACUAUGAGCAGGCAGCAGAUUACUACAAAGGGGAAGAGUCUAACAGUUCGGCAAACAAAUGUCUGCUGAAGGUGGCUUCAUAUGGUGCACAGCUAGAGCAAUACCAGAAGGCUAUUGAAAUCUAUGAGCAGGUUGGGACCAAUACUAUGGAUAACCCCUUACUGAAAUAUAGUGCAAAAGAGUAUUUCUUUAAGGCUGCACUGUGUCAUUUUAUUGUCGAUGAGCUAAAUGCCAAGCUUGCUGUUGAGAAGUAUGAAGAAAUGUUUCCUGCAUUUUCCGAUUCAAGAGAAUGCAAGCUGUUGAAGAAACUGCUUGAUGCUCAUGAAGAGCAGAACAGUGAAGCCUUUACUGAGGCGGUCAAAGAAUUUGAUUCUGUAUCUCGCUUGGACCAGUGGCUAACUACCAUGCUGCUUCGUCUUAAAAAGACUAUCCAGGGAGAUGCAGGGGACCUCAAGUGAGAAACUAGAGGAUAUUGUGGCAUGCUGCCUAAUUUAUUACAUUUUUGUUUUGUGCAAUGGCCCUGUGACCAUUAUUGGGUACAUGAUAUGUUCAGUGCUAAUAGCUGCAUUUUUAUUUCCUUUAAACCAAAACUCUUGUAUUGUUGAACCAAGCAGUGAUCCAGGAGCUGUUUACCCCUUUGUUUUCCCGAAUUACACUUAAGAAUAAGGAGUGAGAUAAAUGUAGUCUUCCCCUCAAGUGCUUCUAACUACAAAUCAUCACAGUUUAUGAAUAUGUAGCCUUGACAGUAUUGUACUGGCAACUAAGAAAAAUCGCAUUCCAGAGACAAACGUUCCAACUGGUUAAAAUUCAGAGGCUUUCCCCUUUCUCAUAUAAUUACAUUUUUAUAUGGUACUGGUGCAAGUCUUGCGUGAUGUACAGUUGUAAUUAUUUGAUAGUUUGCAGUGGGAUUAAUCCGUAUAUUUAUAUAUUAAUAUAAUAUAGAUUUUAAAAUGAACGUCCGUUUUUUUCCAUUUUGUUGAACUAUGCUGUGUAGAGAAGGACUGUUCAUUUUUUACUUUGCUCAUGUUAUGAGUAUUUAUUGAGGCCUGUUUGCAGUUUUGAUGGACUGUAGAAGCCUGUUUCAGUUUUUACUAUUUUUAUGAUACGGUAAGCCUGGCUUUUUUCCCCCCUUUUAACAAAAACCUUACAGAUGCAGAUUUUGCUUACUGUGUGUUUCCAUCAAAAGCAGUCCUGCUUUGGUGCUAAAAUGGUCUUCGUUUGUCUAGUUAUUCUAGGAUGGAAGUAGGGGGCACAAUUGUACAGGCCAUAGUGAUUACAAAAUCUGUAACAUAGUUUUGUGUCGUAAAAACUUUAAAGCAAAAAAGAUGAUAUAAAUUAACUUAUGAAAGAGCAAAGUUUUAAAAACACUAAAUAUGCCACCUAAACAUCACCAAAUAUAUAUAGUUUUUGCUCAACUUGGAUUCAGCAGGCCUAUGAAAGUAAUACUAGUCUGUUUUAAAUAUAUAAAGCUUCCCGUAACAUAUUUAAAUGCAUUGAGAAGCACAAAGACUGUUCAUAACACAAGAAAUGUUACCAUGCAAGUAAGAAAAUGGUAAAUCCAAAAUUAGAUAUGCAUGGGAUGGUGCCAGACCCAUUUGAUUUGUUAUAUUCAUUUUCUUUAAGUACUGUACAACAGAGAAGGUUGUUGAUGUCAGAAUAUGCAUAUCAAAGUAUGCCCUAAAUCCUACAGCAACACAUCCUAAAUCCUAGUGUAGCACUGGGUUAUUCCAUUUUAAAUGUCUCUGCUCCCCAGACCAUUCACUUUUCAAGCAAGUUUGUAAACUGCCUGUUCAUAGAAACCUGUUUCAUCAGUGUUGCCACCUUACAUAUUUUGUUUUAAGACUAAAAAUGACUGCCAAUAGUAAGAGAAAUUUAAAUGUGGCAUAGACUUUAUUCAGUUUCUUACUUGAUUUACAGAUGUUACUUUUAAUAACUGAUUACAGUUAAUUUGCUUAAGCUUGUGAUUUACAGUUUCUGUCAAAUUAGAGUAUUUUUGCACAGUUGUGAAAAAAUGCAUUCAAAUCCUUUUGAUGUCAUCAGUGUAAUGGAAAUCACCUCAAUGUACAACAUGUUUAUUGUAUCAGUGUAUUGUGAAUUUGUGUACCUGUUACAAAAUGCUAUCUAGUGUGUAUCACUUAGUAUUGAGUGUGUAGCAUGUUAUCUCAUAAAAUGUAAAGUGGUGUUGACCGUAUUGAAGCUGUUUCAAACAAAAGAACACAGAUAAUCCAUCCGCUUAAUCGUUUGCUGUUCCUCAUCAUGAAGUCUCUUCUAAAUGUAAUGAAAUUGUCUUUCUCUACUGGCUGUAGCAGUGUCAAUUUGUGUUAAACUGUACAGUAAUAAUAAUAAAAAAAUGAUCCAAGAA
Messenger RNA from Acipenser ruthenus (sterlet), 2920 nucleotides. RefSeq names its product beta-soluble NSF attachment protein. The record is from RefSeq and is a predicted model, not a curated record. Gene Ontology annotation, molecular function: syntaxin binding; soluble NSF attachment protein activity. The transcript is spliced from 11 exons. Gene Ontology annotation, biological process: regulation of synaptic vesicle priming; SNARE complex disassembly; intracellular protein transport. Bases 129 to 1016 code for a protein of 295 amino acids. Gene Ontology annotation, cellular component: terminal bouton; synaptobrevin 2-SNAP-25-syntaxin-1a complex; vacuolar membrane. Lineage: Eukaryota; Metazoa; Chordata; Actinopteri; Acipenseriformes; Acipenseridae.